Molecule: messenger RNA, 1353 nt
Organism: Schistosoma margrebowiei
Lineage: Eukaryota; Metazoa; Platyhelminthes; Trematoda; Strigeidida; Schistosomatidae
Source: the annotation of a GenBank genome assembly
AUUGGCGGUAAUGAGAAUAUGCUCAAAGGUGUUGGUUUCGGAUUUAGAGACCUGUCAUCGAAGUAGGUGUAAACCUAAACAAGGUGUCUUAUCGCUUUGCGAUGAAAAUGGAGAUGUCAUUAUUUUCAUCAAUGAAUCUUCUUCAAAUACGUGCAGGAAAUUCAAAGUAUUUCCUAGUUGUACUGAAUAUUGAAAAUGUUUCAGAUAUCAGCAAACAUUGAAAGGCUAUUCACCAAUCACGUUAGAGUAGGAAACCUGACGAUUCAUCUGAAAACUCCCCCCAAAUUUAUAAUGAUUCAUCAGGCUGAACCCUCGAAUUUGAUGAAGCUAGUAAACAUUUUAAACCUUAUAAAAUCGGGUGACAAAAUACCUGUUGGAACUCUUAGCAACAGGCCUGCUACAAAUGAAGUUAGGAAAGUAAGUCAUCGCCGGCUGGUUAUAACAAGACGAGAGGACUAUCCUUUUUCUCAAGGCUUCAGUAUAUCUCUGCAUGAAGUAGCUGCAGCAGGAUUGAGAUUGCGUCAGUUUGAUACAAGACUUCUCAAACUAUACAGUUUGCGCUUCCUUGACCUGAGUGCAAAUUUACUGGAAACAAUUCCUCAGGAAGUACAAUAUCUCAAUGUAGUUCAUUUGUGUUUAUGUAAAAACCGCAUCACCCGAUGGCCGUCAAUUUCCGAAAGUUCACCACUAACUAAAACUCUGGAACUUAUCGACUUGAGCAGUAACAAUUUAACUUGGUUGCCAGAUGAUUUUUGGGCCCUUACGAACCUUAGGAACGUCAACCUUUCAAAUAACAGACUGAGAGGUGUCCCAGUUGCUUUCUUGCACAAGUUAGACCGGCUCUCUGUGCUUAUUUUGAAUGAUAAUAAAUUGGACUCUUUGCCAUCUAUAUUGCCCUCUCGUCAACUAAACCAACUAGUAGUUUACAAUAAUCCGUUUUUACCUUCCGAUUUGGUUGCUAAACCGAGUGAUGUUGCCCUAACGCUACUCAGCUGUGCGUCAACAAGUUUCCUUCGUAGUAAUUGGUACCCCUGUCUUGAAAGUAUCUUACCCUGGAGUUUGCGUAUUCGCUUGGCAGUAUUUAGAACCUGUUUAUGUUGCCGUUUAAGAUGUGGUGUGAAUCCUUACCGCAUUCUUGUGUCGUAUAAAAGUUGGAUGAACAUUUCUUGUGAUCGCCAGAGCCCCCCAAACAUUUUGGCCUAUUUAUGCAGCGAAAGAUGUCUAACAACUUUCAGUUCCAACACUUGGAAAUACACUUUAGAUUAGUUUUCGAAUAAUGGCUCUUUUUCAUGUUGUAAAGUUCGAAUUACUUUUGGUCGAUGCAGUGUCAGAAACCUGUUUAUUAAUGAUAAC